This is a messenger RNA of Mangifera indica (mango), 2310 nucleotides long. RefSeq names its product probable serine/threonine-protein kinase PBL3. Gene Ontology annotation, molecular function: ATP binding; protein kinase activity. The record is from RefSeq and is a predicted model, not a curated record. Lineage: Eukaryota; Viridiplantae; Streptophyta; Magnoliopsida; Sapindales; Anacardiaceae. The coding region runs from base 1235 to 2146 and encodes 303 amino acids. Gene Ontology annotation, biological process: protein phosphorylation. The transcript is spliced from 7 exons.
CUCUCCUCAGCCGUGAUAUGAGAUCAUGUUGAUGUUUAGAUCCAAUUGAGUCAUGGAGUAUUAUUCAACUCAGUUAUGCUUUAUCAAGUAUUAUUCAAUUUGAUAUUUGAUAUUGACUUUUUCUUUUUUCUUCUUUUAGAAUCCAUUUUGAUAAUCAGAAAAAAGUUUAUUUACAAAUACACAUAAUUUGGUUCAUGAUAUGGAAACAUAAGGAAUCGAUCCAAGUCAGAGAUCGUAUCAAAGGAAUAAUGGAAGAAUAAGAACGUUGGGUAAAAUUGUUAUAGUUCUAGGAUGAAAAGAUUUCGUCAAUAUUUGACUAAAAUGGUUAAUUAAUAAAUUUUUUCCCAAAUUUGUAUUUAAAAAUUGAUAAUUCAACUAAUUAUCUAAACUUUAAGCGUCACUAGAUUAGGACAAAAAAAGAUAAUAUUCAGAUGGUUGAAGUUGAAGCCAUGUCUGUGAAGAGAGAUGAAUGAUUCUUCGGCGAGUCAAGGUCAAGAGUACGGGAGUUUGUUGGUGGUAGGCAACGUCAUUGUCAUCCAGGGCCCAAACUCCCCGGCAAGUCUCUAUGCGGAAGACGCACGCAUAUAAACAAAACCCACACCUUUUCUUCUUUUACACGUUCCUUGCUUCCAUUUACUUACAUCCAUAUAGACUUUGUGUUCAUUUCCCACUUGACCAUUCCCAGGUAUAAGUUGUCUUUUCCUAUUCACAAUCCAAAUUCAUUUCUACUUCUUAUAGGAAUUCACUUAUUAGUUGAUAUCACCAGAGCUAGCUAAAAAAAUUAUAAUAUCCUUUUAGUUAAGUUAUGGGCAACUGUAUACGUUCUUCUGCUAAAGUUGAUUCCACCCAGAGCCCUCAUCCUACUUCUGAAAGAAGCACACAGGACUUUUUUCAGGGGUUAACAACUCUCUUUUUGAAUCAACCGUGACAACUUUUGUCGUUUAGAUAGCAGGGAGCCUCGAGAAUUUCCAAUAAAUCCAGCCGUUCUUCUAUUCCUUCAACUCUAACAAUCCCAUCUUGCAGUGAAAAAAGCCAUUCUGAAUGUCUUCCUACACCAAGGUCUGAGGGAGAAAUAUUGUCUUCCCCAAAUUUGAAAGCCUUUACAUUCAAUGAUCUCAAGAAUGCUACCAGAAACUUUCGUCCUGACAGUCUUCUUGGCGAAGGUGGAUUUGGUUAUGUUUUUAAAGGAUGGAUAGAUGAGCACAAUCUUUCACCCGCUAAGCCUGGAUCAGGAAUGGUUGUUGCUGUUAAGAAGCUUAAACCAGAAGGUUUCCAAGGGCACAAGGAGUGGUUGACAGAAGUUAAUUACCUUGGACAGCUUCAUCAUCCAAAUCUGGUUAAAUUAAUUGGUUAUUGCUUGGAGGGUGAGAAUCGGCUUUUGGUCUACGAGUUCAUGCCCAAAGGGAGCCUAGAAAACCAUUUGUUCAAAAGAGGACUUCAGCCGCUUUCUUGGGCAGUAAGGAUAAAAGUGGCCAUUGGUGCUGCCAGAGGGCUCUCUUUCCUUCAUGAUGCAAAAUCACAAGUUAUAUAUCGUGAUUUUAAGGCUUCUAAUAUUCUACUUGAUGCGGAAUUCAAUGCAAAACUUUCUGAUUUUGGUUUGGCCAAGGCAGGCCCCACUGGUGAUAAAACUCAUGUUUCCACUCAAGUCAUGGGUACUCAUGGUUAUGCAGCACCUGAAUAUGUUGCUACAGGUCGGCUUACGGCUAAAAGUGACGUGUAUAGCUUUGGAGUUGUAUUGCUUGAACUAUUAUCUGGACGAUGUGCUGUUGAUAAAACAAAAGUUGGUGUUGAGCAGAAUCUUGUAGACUGGGCAAAACCAUAUAUGUCUGACAAACGAAAAUUAUUUAGGAUUAUGGAUACAAAGUUAGGGGGCCAGUACCCACAGAAAGCAGCCUAUUCAGCUGCUACCCUUGCCUUUCAGUGCCUAAAUUCUGAAGCUAAACUAAGGCCUCGGAUGUCUGAAGUUUUAGCAGCAUUGGAGCGACUUGAAGCCCCCAAGAAUGCCGCUAAACUCUCUCAGUCUGAACAGCAGAGGGUACCAGUUCUAGUCCACAGGUCACCCUUGAGACAACAGCGUUCUCCACUCCAUCUGACUCCCAGUGCUUCUCCACUGCUAAAUCAACGGCAAUCUCCACAACUACGCUGAACUGAGGAGCAUCCUAUUUGUAAAUUUCUUGUAUGCUUCCAUAUGUAUCAAUAUUGUUGUAACAUGAGCGAGUAAUUUUUGAUGCAAAAUUUUGAAUGAAUUGUACUGAACUGAAAAUUAAAACCUGAAUUUUUCUGAUGAUAUGUAGUUUUGCUUUCUUGGGA